Messenger RNA from Lates calcarifer (barramundi perch), 1150 nucleotides. Its product is annotated as cadherin-12-like. The transcript is spliced from 3 exons. The record is from RefSeq and is a predicted model, not a curated record. Gene Ontology annotation, cellular component: plasma membrane; adherens junction; catenin complex. NCBI's taxonomy places the organism in Eukaryota, Metazoa, Chordata, Actinopteri, Centropomidae. Bases 339 to 959 code for a protein of 206 amino acids. Gene Ontology annotation, biological process: cell morphogenesis; cell-cell junction assembly; homophilic cell-cell adhesion. Gene Ontology annotation, molecular function: cadherin binding; calcium ion binding.
UUCAGCUGGCGACUGACAAAACUGAGCUGAAGAGAAGAGGUUUGGGGUCGACUUCCAACAUCACAGAGCCGGACUUAAAACUUCACUCUGAACAUAAGUCCUUUCCAGCCAACAUCAAACCAAAGUGUGGAGAGACUCUCUCACCCAGCAUAAUGAUCUUUACUAGCUUACACACUUCAGCGAGGACACCACAUUAACAGACUCCCUGUCGUCAUCUUGUAUCAUAUUGGAAUAUUGGAAUUAAAAUCCAAAUUUGGAUGUAUGUCCAUUUCCAACCUGGACGUAGCCAGCUUUCUGAACUCUUCAGUACCUUUUUUUUUAAACAGUAAUAUUCCCUGAUGAUCACAAGGGAAUAUGUCACUCUGUUUCUGGUGGGCUCUUGUUUCAUGUUGGACUACAGCUCCCAAAUCCCUGUGCAGGCUCAGCUCCAGAGCAGAACUAAGGGUGCAGUGAUGUCACCCAGGGGAGCAACUGGAACUAAGAGUGUGAGGGGGUCUGCGGGGGAAGUGACAUCUUUAGAAGGCAGAGGGAGGCUGAGGAGACAUGGGAGGUCGAGGGUCCAUCGUAUUAAAAGAGGAUGGGUGUGGAACCAGUUCUUUGUCCUGGAGGAGUACAUGGGGUCUGAACCACAAUAUGUUGGAAAGCUCCACACAGACAUGGACCAUGGAGACAAUGCAGUGAAGUACACUCUGUCAGGAGAAGGAGCUGGGUCCAUCUUCACCAUUGAUCAAAUUACAGGAGAUAUACAUGCACUGGUGGGGCUUGACAGAGAGGAAAAGUCCUACUACACACUGAAAGCCCAGGCUAUUGACAUCAACACUGGCCUCCCUCUGGAGCCAGAGUCUGAGUUCAUCAUCAAAGUGCAGGACAUCAACGACAAUGAGCCACGAUUCCCAGAUGGACCAUACAGCAGCAGUGUCCCUGAGAUGUCCCCAACAGGUAAGACUGCCAGAGUCUGAGAUGAGAUGAUGACAGGAGUCUUACUAAGCUUACAUAAAGCCUUCCUUUACUGUAUCAUUAUAUUCUACAGAGAAUAAAUAUUUAAUGACCCACUUCAAUUCCCAAAAAGCAGAACAGAAAACAUGUUCCUGCUAUAAGGUGUUAAUAUGUGAAGAAAUCACUGCAAGGCAUUGUGAGGCCAGGUCUGGAG